Molecule: messenger RNA, 812 nt
Organism: Trichomonas vaginalis G3
Lineage: Eukaryota; Parabasalia; Trichomonadida; Trichomonadidae
Exons: 1
Source: RefSeq, a predicted model, not a curated record
AUGAUAUCAACUUAUAUUCAAAAUAAUCCAUUGUUAUCACUAGCUGAAGCUCGACAAUAUUCAAAUCAACUCAUAUUUGAAUACAAUUCUUCACAUGAUGAUACUAUUGAUAUUUCACCUCAAACAAUAGCAAAGCUAUACUACGAGAUCAGGCCUAAAAUCAAACUAAGCGAAAAUGAAUUAAUUAAGAAGUUAUUAGAAAAGUAUAACAGCACAGAUUAUUAUAUAACCCAAUAUUACUCAAGUUCAGAUGAUACUAACUAUUAUUUCUUCGGGUUGCCAGCUUUUAUAAAAAGAGCUAAAACUUGCAACCAUCUUUUCAUAGAUGGAACAUUUCGUAUCGUUCCAAUUAAGUUAGCAAAUGGGCAGCUCUUAAAUCUUUUAGUAUACGAUGAAGCUACAAUUUUAUAUUUACCUUUCCUUCAUGUACUAAUGACAGGAAGAUCAUCACUUAACUAUGAUACAGUUUUUAAUUUAAUGAUCACAUGUCCUCUUAUUAGUAUAUCAUUGGGAAAAUAUAAAAUCAUUAAAUCAGAUUUUGAGAAUGCAUUAAUGAAAUCAAUCAAAUCUAAAGUCAAUGAUGAAACUACAGUCACUGGUUGUAUAUUUCAUUAUAUAGCAGCUCUUGUUAAAAAUUUCAAAAAGUUAUGUGAUGAAAACGAUGUUUGCGCAAAAUCACUUUUAAAACUAUUAUGUGCAUGUCCUUUUGUUCCAAUAGAAGUUUUUGAAAUAAUUUGCAAAAAAUUAGAUGCGAUUAAAGAAAUAAAUGAUUUUGCAAAAUAUUUCUUAAAUACAUGGGGUAAAAAGUAUGA